Molecule: messenger RNA, 792 nt
Organism: Aspergillus oryzae RIB40
Lineage: Eukaryota; Fungi; Ascomycota; Eurotiomycetes; Eurotiales; Aspergillaceae
Exons: 2
Coding region: 1-792 (263 amino acids)
Biological process (GO): lipid metabolic process
Molecular function (GO): phosphoric diester hydrolase activity
Source: RefSeq, a predicted model, not a curated record
AUGUCAUUCACACAACGACUAUUGGCGGCCAGUUCCCCUGUUUUCUGCUAUACAGGCGGGCUGUAUCGGCGUGGAAGCCGACACCAGUCGUUGCAAGGGGUUUUCGACACUGACCCAUCCCAGAGCCUUAUCCUACUCAUUGAUUUUAAGACUGAAGGAGAGGCGACAUGGAACACGGUCGUCGAGCAGUUAUCACCCCUCCGCAGACGUGGCUAUCUUACUCACUUCAACGGUACUGACGUGGUCAAAGGCCCUGUCACAGUUGUGGGAACGGGCAAUACCCCCUUCAACAUGGUGGCGGCGAACACUACUUAUCGAGACAUCUUCUUCGAUGCUCCUUUAGAGAUAUUGGCUGAGAAUUAUGGUAUGGAUAAUGCUGGGAGUCAAGGUUCUGAAGAUAACAUUCCAGGGGAUGAAGGAGUGAUGACAAGCCGGUCUAACGAGAAUGUCGGUCAGGGCCUCUCAGGCUUAUCCGGUGACGAGAUCGGCCCUGGCACUUUCAACUGGACCAACAGUUACUAUGCAUCUGUUUCUUUUAGGCAGUCGAUCGGCUUUCCUUGGUUGUUCCACCUUAGUGAUCGACAAAUAGACAAGAUGAAAGCGCAGAUCCGGGGUGCCCACCAGCGCGGACUCAAAGUUCGGUAUUGGGAGUUGCCUAGCUGGCCUCGGAGUUUGAGAAAUCAUAUCUGGACCGUUCUGGUUCGCGAAGGGGUUGAUAUCCUCAACGUUGACGAUCUGCAAAGUGCCACUAAACAGGACUGGAGUCCCAAGUUCUUUGAUUGGUGGCACUAG